This is a messenger RNA of Acanthoscelides obtectus, 3469 nucleotides long. The record is from the annotation of a GenBank genome assembly. Lineage: Eukaryota; Metazoa; Arthropoda; Insecta; Coleoptera; Chrysomelidae.
AUUUCUUUCCUGGCAGUCACGGUGUAUCGGUAUUUAGGAUCUGCCUUUGUUGCAGCACGAGUAUGGAAAAUAGGUAUAUGGUAUACGGAUCAAUUCUCAUAAAAGCAGGCGGUGUUCUCCACCACUGCUUCCACCACUUCACCAUCGAGGUCUCCUGCACCACGCUCUUUUUAUACAAAAGUCGUCACCCCUAUUCUUUCCCAUAAACUCAUCAAGAACGCCAUGAAAUCAUCGCACCCGUUCCAACGACACGUGUGUUUUUUGUUUCUCUCCAUAGCUGUCCUGACCACUUACCUUUCCUUGAAAAACAAAUCGCGAAACUACUCAAAAUUCUUCACCCUCUCAAACUACAGCGAUGCUUUCAAAAAUGAGUCGACAGCUUACGAGCAUUUCCUCAAUUUGAGCUUUGACGGGUCUAGUGAGAGUGAUUUUGUGUAUUAUGUGAACUUUAGUGAAACGGACGAAGUGGAUAGAGUAGAAGAUGAAGAUGUUAAGACUGUGUAUAUUUUGGGAUUGUUCGAGUUAAGUACUAAGUGGGGUCUAAGGGUUGAAGGUGAAAGUGAAGUGUUGGCUGCAAAGUUAGCUGUUAGCCAUGUGAAUAGGUAUAAUGUUAUUCCAGGGUAUAGGCUGCAACUACUCAUAAAUGAUACGAAGUGCGAUCCAGGAGUCGGAAUAGACCGUUUCUUUCAUGCACUGUACUCAAAUAAGAAGAUACUGAUGUUACUAGGAUCUGGAUGUUCUAACGUUACCGAAAGGUUGGCUCAAGUUCUUCCAUAUUGGAAUAUUCUACAGGUUUCAUUUGGUUCAACCUCUCCGUAUCUCAGCGACAGAAACAAGUUUCCAUUGUUUUUCCGCACUGCAGCACCAGAUUCUUCACACAAUGACGCCAAAAUACAUUUCAUAAAAAAAUUCGGGUGGAAAGUGGUAGCUACGUUCAGCCAAAGUGAAAACGAGUAUCUGUUGCCUAUCAAUCGACUGAUCACAGAUCUGGAGAAUGCUAGUGUGGCGUGUAUGUCAACCGUUACGUUUUCUUUAGACAACUAUCUGGAUCAGCUAAAGGCUUUGAAGGACCUCGACACGAGAGUCAUUAUAGGAAGCUUUUCAGGAGAUAUACUACCUCAGAUAUUUUGCGCAGUACACGAUUUGAAAAUGUUAGACGAAUAUGUUUGGAUACUCCAAAAUCGAGAACAAAACUGGUGGAAUUUGCCCAAAAACUGUACAGAUUAUGCUUUGAAGCAAGCUACAAGUGGAAUGUUUUUAUUUUCUGAGCACAAUGAUCUAAAGGGAAGUGGAAUAUCGAUAUCAGGAAUGGAUCCUGAAUUUUUUGAAGAAACUCUGAACAUAUCAAAAUCUGAUAUUUCACGUUACGCUAGACACAGCUAUGACGCAGUUUGGGCUAUAGCGUUAACUUUGAGACAUAACUGGUUGGUACGCUUGGAAGACUUCAAAUACACAGACAAAAAUUUGGUAUGCAAAUGGAUGGGAAAGAUGGACUCGUUAAAGUUUAUUGGACUUUCGGGUCCACUGAAAUUUAAAGGAGGUGACAGGAUUGGUAAUUCAAUUAUUCGACAAGUACAAGAUGGAAUGCAAAAAGACAUCGCAAUCUUCGAUUCAAUCACAAAUACUCUAAACUUCAACUGUGAGACAUGUCACAGUGUAAAAUGGAAAGACGACAAGAUUCCCAUAGCCCAACGAAUCUUGAAGAUUUCCAUGACCACGAUACCUAACGCGUUAUUCUACACAGUCGCCAUGGUAUCACUGAUGGGAAUCGGAAUAUCUUUCGUCUUUCUAUGCAUCAAUCUGUACUUCAGAAAAAUCAGGACCUUAAAGCUAUCCAGCCCAAAAUUGAAUAACGUGGCUGUGGUCGGAUGCAUUUUGGUGUAUUGUUCUGUAAUUCUUCUUGGAAUCAACAACACCACUAUCAAGUCCGAUGUGCAUUUUAGCAAAUUGUGUUUCGCCAAGGUCUACCUAUUGUCAGCAGGCUUUUCCUUGACGUUCGGUUCGAUGUUCGCAAAGACGUACAGGGUGCACAGACUAUUCACAUACACUUGUGCAGGUCUAGUUAGAAACAAGCUAUUACAAGACAAGCAGCUGAUUGUACUGAUCAUGAUUCCGCUGGUGGUCGACGCUGUCAUAGUCGCUUUAUGGGUGAUCAUCGAUCCCAUGGAAAGACAGAUCUACAAUUUGACGUUACAGGUCGAUUACAGCAAACGUGGAGUCGUCUAUCAAUCACAGGUAGAGAGUUGCAGCUGUCACAACACGCCAGGGUGGUAUUUGGCUCUUUUUGGAUACAAAAGCAUAAUUCUAAUUAUGGGAGUGUUCAUGGCCUGGAAAACUCGACAUGUCAAAGUUCCUGCUCUCAACGAUUCUCAGCAUAUAGGCAUCUGCGUAUAUGGUGCUGUAUUCACCACAAUUAUCGUUAUCUUCUUUAGCUUUAUUUCAGAAUAUGUCAUAUUUACUUAUAUCGCCAAGUCGGUAUGCAUCCUUUUCUCAACCACCUUGUCACUUUUACUUUUAUUUUUGCCUAAACUCAAAUUGGUUUUCUGCAAAAUAGACCCUAUAACGCAAAGCAUGGGCUUGAAAAUAGAAAGCAACACAAGGAGAUUCAUAUCAGACGAUCCUAGAGAAUUUAUUUGUAGGCUAGAAAUCCAAAAUAAAGUCUACAGAUGCGAGAUCGCCGAACUAGAUAAAGAAAUAUCUCGCUUAGAGGCGCUGCUGAACAACCGAGCAAGUAUCUCGAAACCUGGAUCUAGCGGCUUAGGAAAAACAAGUGACAGUCAAUUGCCAUGCUCUAUGGUGGGUAGGGCGUCAUGGCCUACUGCCGCGCCGAGCGACUUGAAAGCUUUCAACAAAGACGCGUUUUUGUCUGACAACAAGUUGAACUCGGACAAGCGCAAUUUUUUUGGUAAAUUGAAGAAAUACUUCGUGAGCUUUUCGGCUUUGCAAACGGUUCCGCAAGAAAGCGAUUUCACAAUUAGCACCGUGGCUAAAUCUGUUCCAGCUUCCAGUGCAGAAGCGAUCGAUGGUUUCGAGGAAGUCGAUAGAAUUUUUUAUGCGGAAGCUAAGUCUGAUUUGGAACUGAGAGGAUCGAAGGAAAGAUGUGACAGAUAGCGGAGUUUGCCGUAAAAUAUGUUAUUUCAUAUGAGAUGGCAUGAUUGAUUCAUUAAAGUUUGUCAGAAAAAGAGGAAUCAUGCAGAUCGGUCCAAAUUUUCCAAGCUGUAAAGAUAUUGGUCUGAAUUCUCCUGCGUAAAGUGAUUUGGAAUUUUACGUUACCUCAAAUAUCAUGAGAGCAUCUGAUUUUUCAAAAAAAAAAAUCGAAAAAACACGUUGCUAAGUAAUAUUUUAUUUUUUUCUUAAAAAAUAUCGAAGUCAAUACCCAUAUAUAGCUAAAAAUUAUUUUUGCAUUGAAAAAUAUGCAACUUUAUUAGCUUUCACUACGUACUAAAUAUCAGUGAAAUAUGUGAAGCGG